Molecule: messenger RNA, 1381 nt
Organism: Oncorhynchus masou masou (cherry salmon)
Lineage: Eukaryota; Metazoa; Chordata; Actinopteri; Salmoniformes; Salmonidae
Product: succinate dehydrogenase [ubiquinone] iron-sulfur subunit, mitochondrial-like
Exons: 8
Coding region: 90-959 (289 amino acids)
Biological process (GO): respiratory electron transport chain; tricarboxylic acid cycle; aerobic respiration
Cellular component (GO): mitochondrial membrane
Molecular function (GO): electron transfer activity; 2 iron, 2 sulfur cluster binding
Source: RefSeq, a predicted model, not a curated record
CAUGCUUGGGGCGGGACAGCGACAAGAUACAUAAACUGGAACAGGCACCGCGCUGUAUCGGUUAGAAUAUUCAACCUGAAAAUAUAAGCAUGUCGGUCGUGUGCACCUCUUUAGCCCGAAACGCCGUGGCAUUACGGAACAAUGGGGCGAUGGUGAUGGUGCGCUAUGCACAGACCGCAGCCGCCCCGGCAUCUGAGCCCAGGAUCAAGAAGUUCCAGAUCUACCGCUGGGACCCAGACACAAUGGGGGAUAAGCCACGCAUGCAGACAUAUGAAAUUGAUCUCAACAACUGUGGCCCCAUGGUUUUGGAUGCCCUCAUUAAAAUCAAGAAUGAGAUGGACCCCACGCUCACAUUCAGACGCUCCUGCAGAGAGGGUAUCUGCGGCUCAUGUGCCAUGAACAUCAACGGAGGCAACACACUGGCCUGCUUAAACAAAAUAGACAUCAAUACCAGCAAACCGAUCAAAAUUUACCCACUCCCACACAUGUACGUUGUCAAAGAUCUGGUGCCGGACAUGAGUAAUUUCUAUGCCCAGUACAAGUCCAUCGAGCCCUUCCUGAAGAAGAAAGAUGAGUCUCAGGAGGGCAAGGAGCAGUACCACCAGACUGUGGAAGACAGGCAAAAGCUGGACGGUCUGUAUGAGUGCAUUCUCUGUGCCUGCUGUAGCACCAGCUGCCCUAGUUACUGGUGGAAUGGAGAUAAGUAUCUGGGCCCUGCUGUCCUCAUGCAGGCCUAUCGUUGGAUGAUUGAUUCACGUGAUGAGUUCACGGAGGAACGACUGUCGAAGCUCCAGGACCCCUUCUCUCUCUACCGCUGUCACACAAUCAUGAACUGCACUAAGACAUGCCCCAAGGGACUCAACCCAGGAAAGGCUAUUGCUGAGAUCAAGAAAAUGAUGGCAACAUAUAAAGAGAAAGUCAUUAACCCUGUGAACAUUGUGGAUAACCACCGGACUUGAAAUCCACGAGUAAUGACUCUAAUGCUGAACUUUCGAUUAAACAUUAGCCUUUCAACAGUGUCUGUCCCUUUCAUUAGGCUUUGCACAUGAAAAAAGAUACAGGUAGCCUAGAAGAUACUGCUGAUUUUAUAUAUGUGAGAGUGGAAUAACUGUUCCUCCUUCUAGAAAUGUUUUUUUCUUCUUCUAAAAAUACAUACAAAAGUCAUGUUUGAUGUGGUGAUAGAGCUUAUUACUCAGUGUGUGUGUAGAUUGUACAGCAGACGUUGGCACCAGGUACUGGCCUACAAGUAUUUAAGAUUUUGGGGGGAUUUUAGUUUUUGUAGAAAAAAAAUACUAAAAUCACCAGAAAUUCAGCAAAAAAUGUGUUUAGUUUAGGAAAUAUAUUCAAGUAUUCCCAUUAAUAAAAAAAAGAUGUGAUCGUG